Molecule: messenger RNA, 1678 nt
Organism: Erpetoichthys calabaricus (reedfish)
Lineage: Eukaryota; Metazoa; Chordata; Cladistia; Polypteriformes; Polypteridae
Exons: 20
Coding region: 113-1678 (521 amino acids)
Source: RefSeq, a predicted model, not a curated record
CCCUUUCAGAGAUUGCAAACAUGUGAUAUGACAAUCUUAAAAAAGACUUUAUCAGCAGCCAGUUUAGAUAAGGAAGAGUCCUUCACUUCUGCAAAUGUACUGAGGAGGAAAGAUGUCAGAUAUUAGGGCUACCUAUGCUGCUGUAAAUACUUUCAAUAAAAGGGAGGGAAAAACACUUUUGCAAGAAGCAGGUGAUCUUGAUAUGGUAUAUUCUGAAUUGAACAAGAAAAAGAAGAAAAAGUCUGCUGAGAAUAAAAAACCUGAUCAAUUUGAUAUCAUCUAUUCAGAUGUCAGCACUUCCACAAAUUCCAAGGUGGGAAAGGCUUCUAAAAGCAAAUUACCUGCAAAAUCAAAAGAAGAAAAAAAGAAAAGUGUAAAGACAGAUCAAGUUGAUGUUGUAUAUUCAGAUGUCAAUACUUCUAAAAAGACCAAAGAAGAAAAGAGUAGUAAAAAAAAAUUACUUGCAAAGUCAAAAGAAGAAAAAGACAAAAGUAUAGAGACAGAUCAAGUUGGUGUUUUAUAUUCAGGUAUCAAUACUUCUGAAAAGACAGAAGAAGGAAAAAGUACUAAAAAAAAUUUUUUUGGAAAAUCAAAAGAAGAAAAAAAGAAAAGCAUAAAGACAGAUCAUGUUGAUGACGUCUAUUCAGAUGUCAAUACUUCUGAAAAGACCAAAGAAGAAAAGAGUACUAAAAAAAAAUUAUUUGGAAAAUCAGGAGAUGAAAAAAAGAAAAGUGUAAAGGGAGGAAAAAAUGAAAGUGAUGUUUUAUACUCAGAUUUGCUGAAUCUUAAGUCAAAGAAAAUCAAACACAGUGCACAGGAAAGCCCAGAUACAUCCAAAACUAUUGAGACUAAAGACAAGGUUGCUAAAGAAAAGAGCAAAAAGAAAAAUGCACAAUCCAAAGAUGACACAGGACCAAAAGAGACUAAAGCAAACAAAAGCACAAAUAAAACUGAAGACAAAGACAAAACCAAGAGUGAGAAACAGUAUGUUUCCGGGAGACACCAGGCUGGUUUUCCAAGGAGAUGUUCGAAGAAAUGUUUAAUAAUAAUUUGUACUACUUUGCUGAUCUCUGUUACAUUGCUGACACUUAUCAUUUUUAUCAGUCAACAAAGCAAGAAUCCAACUUCCCCUGGUGAAGAUGGAAACACAAUAUAUUCUCCAGGAAACCAAAUGACCGGCUCAGAACUGAACAAUCAUGCCGGGGACUUUGCAGCACAUCCGACAACUACUGCUCCAGGAAACCAAAUGACCAGUUCAGAGCUGAACAAUCAUGCUGGGGACUUUGCAGCACAUCCGACAACUACUGCAAAUAUGAAAGAACAAUGGUUAAAUCACAAUGGAAAAUCAUAUUAUUUUUCAACAACAAAACUCUCUUGGGAUAACGCAAACACUUCCUGCAGGAAGCAACAUUCAAACCUCACAGUGAUCAAGACAACUGAGGAACUGAAUUUCAUAUUGAAUCACACUGUGGGCCAAAUGUGGGUUGGAUUGAGAAAAGAGAAUGAAAAAUGGAAUUGGAUCGAUGGGACAGCUUUUCAGAUCAACAUAUUUAAAGAAGGUAUUCAGCAAUUGAAGGCUGGGCUGGACUGUGUUAAUAUAAUGAAAACUGGUUUGUUUGUAUCACCUUGCAGAACUCGUUAUCACUGGAUCUGUGAAAAGAUAAUAUUACAGAAGUGA